GUCGAAAUGCAAUUUAUAAAUCAGGUUCUAAUUAGUGACUACAUUUUAAUUAUCAUAGUAUCAUCAGUAAGGCUUUAACUUUCGAAACGAGAACAGUGUUAGUUUAAAGAAGAGUGAGUGUAGAAAUGAAGUGUUUAGACAUAUUUGUGUCAAUAAGCAUAGUCAGUCUACUCCUGCACACGUCGGCGACAGGUGGAGAUUCGGUGCUGGAAGCUGUUGCGGGAUUCCUCAAAGACGCGUCCGAACUACACAAUGGCGAGCCAGAAGACACAGAACACAUCUAUCCAGAAUACGAUUUUAUCAUUAUCGGCGCAGGCACAGCUGGAUGCGUACUUAGCAACAGACUGACGGAAGUUGAAAAAUUUAACGUAUUACUUAUAGAGGCUGGUGACGCAGAACAAAUCUUUAUGGACAUUCCUGUAUUGGCGACAAUGCUGCAGUUUACCGAAGCCAAUUGGAACUACCAAACGGAACCACAAGAGGCCGGAUGUACAGGCAUGCGCGCUGGCCGCUGCGCGUGGCCAAGGGGAAAAGUGGUCGGUGGAUCUUCCGUCUUACAUUCAAUGAUGCAUACUCGUGGCAACAGAAAAGACUACGAUCUAUGGGCUGAUAAUGGAAAUCCAGGUUGGGAUUAUGAUAAUGUAUUGAAGUAUUUCAAGAAAUCAGAGAACAUGCAAAUUCCGGAGUUAGCGAAAGACACAAAAUACCAUUCGACAAAAGGACCGAUGAAUAUCCAAGAACCAAAAUGGAGAACAUCGCUGUCCCGUGCAUUUUUAGAAGCUGGUUUGGAAACGGGAGGCAAAAUUAUUGAUUACAAUGGCGAGAAACAAAUCGGAUAUUCUUACAUACAAUUUACUAUGAAUAAUGGUUCAAGAGUCAGCUCAAGUCGCGCAUUCCUACAUCCGAUCAAAAAUCGAAUAAAUUUCCAUCUUUCAAAAAAUACAAUGGUUACGAAAAUUCUUAUAGAUCAAAGGAAAAAGCGGGCAUACGGUGUACUUCUUUAUAAAGGCGGAGAAACAUUUAUAGUAAAGGCAAAGCGGGAAGUAAUUCUAUCUGCAGGUGCCAUUAACUCCCCACAAUUAUUAAUGUUAAGUGGAAUCGGACCAACGGAACAUUUAAGAAAUAAAAAUAUCAAACCUUUAAUAAAUUUACCUGUCGGUUACAAUCUACAAGAUCACUGGGCACUCGGUGGUCUCACAUUUCUUAUAAACACGACUGAUUCACUAAGAUUUGAAAGUAUUGCUAAAUCUGAUAAUGUUAUUCAAUAUUUUAGUCAUCACACUGGCCCUUUAACAGCUCCAACCGGCACCGAAGCUCUUGCCUUCAUCGACACAAAGGACUUGCAUAACUCAGAUGGCUAUCCAGAUCUAGAGCUGCUAUUCGUAGCGGGUUCCAUAGUGUCGCAGCCAGCAUACAAAUACGCCUUUGCGAUCGACGACGAUUUGUAUGACGCAGUUUACAAGCCUAUAACUGACAUGCACACUUGGAUGGUGUUUCCGAUGAUUUUACGUCCAAAAUCAAGAGGCCGAAUAACUUUGAAAAAUAAUGACCCUUUUGAGAAGCCAUUAAUACACGCAAAUUAUUUCACAGACGGGGGGCAUGACGAGAAGAUUAUUUUAUAUGGUAUAAGAAAAAUUAUAGAAUUAUCGAAAACUAAAUCAUUUCAAAAAUACGGAAGUACACUACAUGAUACUCCAAUUCCGAAAUGUGCUCAUUACAAAUUUGAUUCGGACUUGUAUUGGAUUUGUGCUAUGAAGACAAUAACAAAUACAAUAUACCACCAUUGCUGCACUGUUAAAAUGGGACCCAGUAGCGAUCCAGAAGCAGUAGUAGAUCCUCGCUUAAAAGUGUAUGGAAUCACAGGACUGAGAGUAGUAGAUGCCAGUAUAAUGCCAAAUAUACCCGCUGCUCAUACCAAUGCACCCACUAUGAUGAUUGCUGAAAAAGCUGCUGACAUGAUAAAGGAAGACUGGGGUAUUUCCGUUUAGGUUUGGCGAGUAAAAGUAUUCUCUAGAACCAGUUAUUAUAAAAAUCACUUAAUUUAAUCUAACAUCAGAAAAAAUGUAAAUAAAAUGAAAAAAUAAAGCAAAAUAAAAGUAUUAAGAAUGUAAAAA
Molecule: messenger RNA, 2114 nt
Organism: Bicyclus anynana (squinting bush brown)
Lineage: Eukaryota; Metazoa; Arthropoda; Insecta; Lepidoptera; Nymphalidae
Product: glucose dehydrogenase [FAD, quinone]
Exons: 5
Coding region: 126-1988 (620 amino acids)
Molecular function (GO): flavin adenine dinucleotide binding; oxidoreductase activity, acting on CH-OH group of donors
Source: RefSeq, a predicted model, not a curated record